This is a messenger RNA of Styela clava, 927 nucleotides long. Its product is annotated as DEP domain-containing protein 1B-like. Lineage: Eukaryota; Metazoa; Chordata; Ascidiacea; Stolidobranchia; Styelidae. The record is from RefSeq and is a predicted model, not a curated record. Gene Ontology annotation, biological process: intracellular signal transduction.
UGUUAUUUAGAAAGUCAGUUAGCAUUAAUUAACUCCGGGAAGCAAAUUGAACUAACUAAGAUUAAUUUAUUGAGGACAAUAUCGAAAUGAAUGCAAAUUCAUUCAUAGGAACUGACAACAACAACUAUGCGACCGACAAGAAUGCUAAAAUUACCACAAAGACGUUUAAAGCAACAUUGGUUUGGAAUAAUCUCGUCGAUACUUUCAAGUCAAAAAUGCAAUGCAAGAAAAUAAGACGAAAUCUGAAAAUUUAUGAAGAAUGUUUUACGGGAUCGUCUGCAGUUGAUACAAUGUAUUUCAUUUUACUAUCAAAGCAACAAUUUGGAAAUAUUUUACGAAUCCAGGUUGCCAAACUCUUUCAAAAAUUCAUUGAACAACAUCUAAUCGAAGAUAUUCAUGGAAAAUGGAUGAAAGAAAAAUUUGUUGAUUCCGGAAAGCUCUACAGAUUUCCCAAAGAUCCUGAACUCUCUCCACUCGAGAAAACUGCCGAGGCAACAAACUCUCCUCAUAGAAGAUCCAUAUCACUCCGUUCAUACUUCAUUCAACCAAAGCUGACCACACUACGAACAAAAAAGUCAGUCAAAAAAUCUCCAUCGGUACUAAGAAAAUAUUCAACUUCAAGUUCAAUGUUCGAAUUCUCAAAGGAAGAAAACUCUUGUGCUGUUAUCAAAGUUGCGAGAUUCUUUUUAACAUCGACUUCAAAAGUUCAAAAUGAAAAGUUUUGAGUGUACUGAAAAAUUUAAUUUCGUUAUAUCGAGAAUGAAUGGAAAGAGAAGCGACCAAUGCAAAUCAGAACUCAACGCUUAUUAUUAAUCCAUUCGAACUUAGAAUACUUUAUGUGAAACAUUUACCUAUAUCUAAUCCACAUCUCUUUUCUUUCUCUUUACACUUCUUUUUAUAUUUCUGUAUUUCUUGUAUCUUUUAUUG